AUGGCACAGCCUAACGCCACCACCAUCGACCCAAACUCCGGUUUCUCCCCUCAUUCUAGAAUCUUCCAUAGCCUCCGUCCCAACGUCCCUCUCCCUCCACCUUCUCUCCCUCUCUCCCUCACCGAAUACGCACUCUCUCUCAUCCCUACCACCGCCCAUGAAAAAAACAUCGCCGCCGUCAUUGACUCCGCCACCGAUAACCACCUCUCUUACUCCACCUUCAUCCGCCAAAUCAAAUCCCUCGCCUCAUCUCUCCAAUCACACACCUCUCUCUCCAAAGGCCACGUCGCAUUAAUCCUCACUCCUACUUCCAUACACGUCCCCGUACUCUAUUUCUCCCUCCUCUCCCUCGGCGUCACCAUCGCGCCUGCUAACCCGCUCAGCUCCCAAUCUGAGUUAACUCACAUCGUUCAUCUCACAAAACCAGUCAUCGCAUUCGCAUCUUCCUCAACCGCUUCCAAAAUCCCCAACCUCCCUUUCGGCACAGUCAUACUCGAUUCUCCUUCGUUCCUUUCCAUGCUCGAUUCCAACUCCGAGCCUCAGCGAGUCGAAACGAGUCAAUCAGACACAGCUGCGAUUCUCUUCUCUUCAGGAACCACCGGACGAGUUAAAGGCGUGUUGUUAACUCACCGUAACUUCAUUGCAUUGGUCGGAGGGUUUUGUUUUCUGAAGCAUGUUUACGAUGACGGCCUUGAAAAUGAACCGCAUGCUGUGUCGCUGUUUCCGCUUCCGCUUUUUCACGUUUUUGGAUUUUUCAUGAUGGUGAGGGCUUUGGCUUUGGGGGAGACUCUGGUGUUCAUGGAGAGGUUUGAUUUUGAAGGAAUGUUGAAGAUUGUGGAGAAGUAUAGGGUUGUUUAUAUGCCGGUGUCGCCGCCGUUAGUUACGGCGUUUGCUAAGUCGGAUUUGGUGAAGAAAUAUGAUCUUAGUUCGAUUCGGCUGUUGGGGUGUGGUGGCGCGCCGCUUGGUAAGGAAGUUGCGGAGAGUUUCAAAUCAAAAUUCCCUAAUGUUGAUAUUGUUCAGGGCUAUGGUCUUACUGAAAGUGGAGGAGGGGUAGCGAGAAUGAUAGGUUUUGAUGAGGCUAAGCGCCAUGCUUCUGUGGGUCGACUAGCUGAAAAUAUGGAGGCUAAGAUAGUUGACCCUGUUACUGGAGAGGCAUUAUCUCCUGGCCAAAGAGGGGAGCUUUGGAUUCGAGGACCGACAAUCAUGAAAGGUUACGUAGAAGAUGACAAGGCGACUGUUGAGACAUUGGAUUCAGAGGGAUGGUUGAAAACUGGCGAUCUAUGUUAUUUUGACUCGGAUGGUUUUCUAUUCAUUGUAGAUAGAUUGAAGGAAUUGAUCAAAUACAAAGCUUAUCAGGUUCCCCCAGCUGAAUUAGAACACAUACUUCUUAGUAAUCCUGAAAUUGCAGAUGCCGCAGUAGUUCCGUAUCCUGAUGAAGAUGCUGGACAGAUUCCAAUGGCUUUUGUGGUAAGAAAGCCUGGAAGCAACAUCACUGAAGCUCAGAUCAUGGACUAUGUGGCAAAGCAGGUGGCACCAUACAAGAAGAUAAGACGUGUUUCUUUUAUUAACUCUAUACCAAAAUCUCCGGCAGGCAAAAUUUUAAGAAGAGAAUUAGUGGCUAUCGCUCUAAAUAGUGGUUCAUCCAAAUUGUGA
This is a messenger RNA of Vicia faba (fava bean), 1653 nucleotides long. NCBI's taxonomy places the organism in Eukaryota, Viridiplantae, Streptophyta, Magnoliopsida, Fabales, Fabaceae. The record is from the annotation of a GenBank genome assembly.